CCAAAGCAGCCGUCCGGUGCGUCGAUCGACGGGAGGCGUGUCGUAGUGAGUGAUGGGGGUACUGCUCGUGCAUGCAUGGCAUGCAGCGUGUAUGAGGCUGCGCCACCAUAGCUGCGCUGGCUGCGCGCGCAAUCUCACGUGACCUUGUGCACAUGACCCACGUCACAUGACCACCAGAAGCGGCCAGCGACUGCGGACUGGAUCGAGCGCGAGCGAGUGCGACAAGCGACGUAUCCGCCGAGGGGGCGCAAAAAAGAUUGAAGACAAAAAGAAAAAGGAAAAAAAGUCUUACGACGAGCUAUGACUGAAGUUAACACACAUUCACAGCGUUAGCUUGCGUACUUGCGUGAAGUUACCUGUUUUAUGUAGUCGAAAUGGCAACUAGAAGUCUUACAGAAGCGUUCAUAUUGAUGCGCAACAAUGCCCUACAGAGCAAGCAUAUCUUCGGUGAACAAGUUCAAGAGGACACCGUGGCCUUAGUUGGUCAAGAUGUUGAAAGGGGUUUUGGUAUUUAUAAGGAUGCCUCUGAACCGCCGAGAUGGGUCGAUGCGUUGGAGGAGAUUAAUUAUCAAAUCACAAAGAUAAAGGAAAAAUUGAAAGACCUGUCGGCACUUCACGACCGUCACUUGAAUCGUCCCACUUUUGACGAGAGCUCACUUGAAGAAGACGAGAUAGAGCAGGCAACGCAUGAGUUAACGCAGCUGUUCAGCCAUUGUCAGCAGUUGCUGUCUGUGAUCCAGCAAGGGGGCAGGCAUGGGUCGAACCUUAAAGAAGCGAGUCUGGCCCAAAACGUUGUGCGUUCGGUCGCUGGUUCGCUGCAGUCGCUCACCACAACUUUUCGUUCUUCCCAGACAACAUAUUGCAAGAGACUUCAGUCUCGGGAGGAACAUUCAAACAAGUUUUUCGACGUCCCAUUCUACAGCGAGGAAACACGGCUGUCGCCCGAUGCCUUCAAGAGAGAUCAAGAGUACCUCAUGGAAGACCAGCUUUUUCUCGAAGACAACACAGAAAUGGUGCAGAUGCGUGAACGGGAAAUUAAUACCAUUCUGCGAUCUAUCACGGAGCUCAACUCUAUCUUCAAAGACAUUGCAAGUAUGGUUGCAGAGCAGGGUACAGUGCUGGAUCGGAUAGACUACAAUCUUGACAAUGUUCAGACUAGGGUCCAACAAGGGCUUCAGCAGCUUCAGAAGGCAGAUACAUUCCAGAAGAAGAACCACAAAAUGAUGUGCAUUCUUGUCAUGGCUGCAUCCACCAUCAUCCUCAUUGUUUUGCUGUUUGUGCUCAAGUUCUAAAAAGAGUAACUGUUUAGUAGCAGGCGGCAGCAUUUUGUAAGACUCGCACCUGGACAGUGCUUUGCUGUAAAAGUCUGCUGUUCCCUUGUUUGGGCAUGUAGCUGCUGUAUAAUAUAACAGUGUGUUGCUGGCAACAAUGUGAAAUAAUUGUUUCGACUGAGCAAUGUAAUCUUGUAAUAUAGCCAUGUUCAGGUUUAACCAUUGAAAGUUAUAAGGCUUACCAAUUUGUGCGACAAAUUUGUUUUCCGAGUUUGGCUGGUUUCUCUAUGCCAGGGGCUCUCAAACAUUUGGAUUAAAAAAACCCUGGUCAUCGUUGAAGCAGGUACGGAUGUCUUCCUGAAAGACAGUUGAGGAAUUCUACCUUGCCCCUCUGGCAUUCUUACAGCAGAGAGAGCAUUGUGAAGUGCCGACUCCAAAUAGUUCAGUGAUAAACAUAUUUGGCUCCAUGCAAUGCUUCAAAUCAUGGCCCAGCUUUUUGUGAACUGUCGCUAAGCUAAAGAAGUAUUUAGUUUGGGCUAGGAAAGAUGAAAAAGUUUUGGCAACUGAUGGUCUUCUGGGAACCCCUGGAUUCCUAUUUAUUUAGUUGCACGCGAUUGUCAAAUAUCAGUUAAGUGAGAAUUCUGAUAUGUGUUCAGUUCUGAUGUUUCAUCUGACAAAGGAGCAUGAGUAAAUAUUUAUUGUUGGAGGAAUGUGCCUUUAAUACCAAUGGCGAUUCUAAGAAAAUGAAAAUUUCGUCUGGCCUACACAUUUUCUCUAUCCCUCUUUGGCUAGGAACAUGCAUAUUGAACUAGCUGGUCCUGUGUUGAAAAAUAACUUACCACAACACUUGUGCCACCUGGUCUAAAAUAUAUUAGUCAUACCCAUCUUCUAUGUGGACCACUUUUUAUCUCUUCUUUUCUUUAGGACUCGAAGACAAAGUCGUAAAAAAGAAAACAAAGAACCGGCAUUGCCUUGGUACAUAAACAUGGAGGAUACAAAUACUGUAAAGUACUGAGCAUGUGCCCAUGUCGCAAUAACCCAAGUAGCACAGAUUUGGCCAAUCAUUGGCCAAUUGCUGGCAAUAAUCCUUUGGCCAGUGGCCAGCAUUGGCCGAUGACUGGCCUUUCUCUGGCCAUCAGCCAUUGGCCAAGCAUUUGCCGAUGAAUGGCAACUCUUUGGCCAUUGGCCAAAAGACCUUCGCCAGCCAUUGGCCAAUGCUUGGCCAAAAUCCGUGCUGCUUGGAAAGCCCCCCCCCCCCCCUCCUAUUUUUUAAACGUUUGAAAUAUAAGCAAAGCACAUACCAAGCUCCCACCCCAGCAAACUUUGGAGCCCACCGAGGUAACCUUAAUGCUCCUCCGCAUAUUCUGCUUCUCCAAGAAGCCAAUGCAAAGCGGUGACGCUUGAAGAGAGCACCACCACAAAGCAGGCUUGACACGAGCAGUGGGGCGGCUUUAAAAAAUAGCAAACAACCGAAGUGCUGCGAUCGACAGCUGCUGCAUUCUGGAAAGGCAUGUUGAAGGAGAUUUGCCUUCAGCCAGUGUGCUGUACAAUGUUUGCAGCGGGUUCAUUGUUUUCACUGGAAUUGAUGUAGGAGACGCGUGCUUUAGUGGAACGAUUGUGCGAGAUGUUGCAUGUGUUGAAGAAGGACAGAGGCAUGCUUUUUUUUUUGGCUGAAAUGCUCUUUCAGAAUAGGAGGCGGCCCGCCUGCGGUGAAAAAAGCAAAUGUAUGUACGCGAGCUGUUCUUUAGAGGGCGCGAGGAGUACUAUCUUGAUCACAGUUAGCGAGAGCACGGACGGGAGCGCGCAGCAUCAGGUUCUAUCGGAGCACUUCAGCGGCCAGGCGUGCAACUGCAAUUGCAGCGUUGCGGAGGCGCUGCAGUUAAGCACCGGGUAGUUAGACUGAUCCGAUAGUACCCAAUGCCAUGCGCUCCUGUGUUCCCACUAACUGUGAUCAAGAUAGUACACGAGAACAGAACCUGAGCGGUGGCAGCGGGAAGGCAAGGGGCGUGUCCGCACAGCGUGACCACAUCGGAAUUUUGCAACGGCAGCUAGAACAGGGAGAAGGGGGCAAGAACGGCGGCGGCCUACAGGGGGGAAGGGAGGGGAGAGCAAGAGAGCCUUGCAGUGUCCGAGGAAUGACAAGCAGAGGGAGAGCAGUGCCUCUGCUGUAGAGGGGGUUUCGCAUUCGUACAUGAGCAUUUUUUGCCGGAAUGGGGCACUAACAGCUACCGCUGUAAAAUGACAGGUUUUGCCAGACCUGUAUACUAAGUUCUGCUUCUUUUGUGGGGGUUAUGGUGACGUCAGAAUGCCGGCCUUCCUUCAAUCGGAGCUCGGCCUGCCUCGAGGUCUACUUACUAUCCUUCAAUCAGAGCCGACCGGAGCUCGGCGUUCUGGCGUCGCCACAACCCCUGCAAAAGAAGCGGACAAACUUGCACUUUGCGUACAGUCCUAUUCGAUCAAACAAGGGCCUAGCAAGGGCCUACCCUACCUUUUGUCCCUUCUGCUUCUCCUCUCGAACCUAACAAGAGCAUGUAUCCCCCCUUCUUUUUUUUUUGUGAUUAUCUCCCUUUUGGUGGGUGCUUCUCGGCAUUUUCCUCCCGAUCCACAACAGAAUAGAUGCCAGGGUUUUCUUAACAACAAUUCAUUUUAUUUGAAUUCGUUCUGUAGCAGACACCAAAUUCAAGCAAUUGGAAUGUCUUGUGUCCUUCAGGAUGCAAGAGGUCACUGCUUCUUCUCUAAAGUAGUCUUCGCCACUCUUCAAGGUUACUAAAAUAUAACAUUAAAUCACAGUUCAAACGUU
Messenger RNA from Ixodes scapularis (black-legged tick), 4071 nucleotides. It is a transcript of the gene Syx16, whose product is annotated as syntaxin-16. Lineage: Eukaryota; Metazoa; Arthropoda; Arachnida; Ixodida; Ixodidae. The transcript is spliced from 9 exons. The coding region runs from base 375 to 1292 and encodes 305 amino acids. Gene Ontology annotation, molecular function: SNARE binding; SNAP receptor activity. Gene Ontology annotation, cellular component: endomembrane system; membrane; SNARE complex. The record is from RefSeq and is a predicted model, not a curated record. Gene Ontology annotation, biological process: vesicle fusion; intracellular protein transport; vesicle-mediated transport.